Xyrichtys novacula (pearly razorfish) is the source of this 4335-nucleotide messenger RNA. The record is from the annotation of a GenBank genome assembly. NCBI's taxonomy places the organism in Eukaryota, Metazoa, Chordata, Actinopteri, Labriformes, Labridae.
AUGGGUGUGAAGAGUAAGGCUGCUGCUGCUAUCUUAGUCCUGCUGCUGUUCCUCGGCUCCCUGUGGCUACGUGAGUAUCUCUCUCUCUCUCUCUAUCUGAGUCUGUGUGUUCCCAUGUAAUACUAUUAAUCUGUACAAUCCCUUCCUUGUUUAAAGGCAUAUUCUCUGAGGAAUGUGUCACAUGGUGUGAAGGCUGCAGAAUCCAGCAUUUUGGUCACGCAUUUGGACUUUUGUACUCGACAACAUGAUAGAAACAUUUCUGUGGGACAAACUUUUGCCAAAAUUCAGGAGAAAUUUUCGCACACCUUACUAUUUUGUAGUUAAAGUGGCCACAAUGAAAAGUUUUAAGCCACCCAAUGUUUGGAAAAUGUAGUAAGGUCAAUGAGUUCAUCUUGGGGGUGUAGGUUCAGUUUAGUGGUCACAAAGCGUAAAUUCAGCUUAAAGGUUUGAACUGAACAACCAGCAGUUCAUCUUCAUAAGUCUGUACUGACAGGAGCUGAAAUAAAUCUCGACUGCUGCUAUACAGGCUCUUGAGUUUAAUUUGAACUAAGGGGAGCUGGUUUCCCAGUCAGGCUUUCUUGCCAAAUAGUUCUUGUGAGUCAACACCGGUUGGUUUGCAAGCUAAGCUGAUGACCAGACACUUUUGACUGGCUGAUCUGGGUGUCUGGUUGUUGGCUGGAUGCUGCUUCCCAUCAUAGUUUUGGAAACCUUCAACUGCCUCAGAGGGCAUAUCAGGUGGUCACAAACAAAACAGUUGUACUUCAGUCAGCUGACUUCACUAAAGCAUACAGUUGAAUUACAUGUUGGGAAAUUGGUAUAGAAACAAACAACAGUUAAAGGCUGUGUUAAAAUUGAUGGUUUUACAGGCUCAAAGGGCUUUAGAUUUAUAAUUACCUCCAUGGCUGCAAACUUAAAUCCCUGUCCUGUAUAAUUAUGGCAUGCUUUUGGAUAUUAAGACUUGCGGUUAGAAUCACAUGGUUGGUUAGAGUCCUGAGAUUGCUUCACUAAAGGCUGAAUUUAGCAGAAGUAGAAUCAAUGAGGAAUGUGCAACAAAUUAAUUCAGCCAUCCAUAAUCAGUUUUGCAUCUUAAGAGGAUAAUGGCUGUGAACCAUUUAAAGAAAGACAGCAUCAUCCAAUAAAAAUGUCAUUGUGUUAAAAUCAGUAUAUUCAAUAUACAUCUGAAUGUUUGCUGUCUAAUCCACAAUUUUACUGUUUAGAAAGAGUUCUCCAAAGACAGACACACUUACAUUUGGUAGCUUAAAACUCAGAUUUCCUUAUGUAUAGAGACCCAUAUCAGAACUAAAAAGAAGAAACCAUGGCACUUAUAUUUCACACAAUUUUAAGGCGCAUAUUUGGGCAGUUCACUCAAAAGCUCACCAAAUACCACUUAAGGAUGGUAUCAGUGAGUCCUGCUUUGCAAAUGCGCACAAAGUGUUUGCUUCAUUGAUCCAUUGUUGUUAAUGAUUAAUGUAGAUGUGCAAAUCUAUAAUCUUUAUCUUAUUGUGUCAAAAGCCCCAUGCUGCGCUCAAUGUCCUUAUUUUUUGUUUGGGGGUAAAGUUGCAGAAUCACCAGACAAAUAUUGCAGCUGUUUUGUGGGGCAAAGAAAUAUCACCAUUUAUUUUUUCUCUUUCGAUGUGUGUCUCAGAUGGAGGAUUGGAUUAUCACUGGGAUUCCUGUUUAAAAGGUUACAAUCAACUCAAUGGGGUAAGAGUACAAGCCAAUGACUGAGCAGAAAGCUCCUUAUUACAUUUCCUUCUGAAGGCUGAUCUUGUGAAGCAGAUGGCCAAUUUGAAUGUAGUAAAUCACUUCCGCAUUCUCUCUUUCUUUGUCCACAAUCACCCCCACACUUGCGCACACACAUACACACUUCCCCUCCCCCCGCUAUCAGCUCAACCAGCUGUACAACAGCAGCGGGGCCGAAGGAGUUGAGGGCCCGCAGGUCCUUCAAGAAUGCCCUGGUCAGACCUUCCAGGUGUCACUGCUGCUCUCCAACAUGCUGGCUGCACCGGCCUACAGCUCUGACGUGCUGAUUCAACCAUAUUUGUCCAGCUGGGAUGAACUCGUUAGGUAAUAUCAGCUGAUAACACAGGCGAAAUCUGAAUUUACAGCUACUGGAAACAGUGAAGUAAUUUAUGGCAUAAUCCUGCCUCUGAGAUACUGCUUUAUAGCAUGAUCGGUUGGGUGUAACAAGCUUAAUGAUGCAUACAUUUUCAUCAUAGCAGGAGAUGUUGUGUCUGGUUUCUCUCUGGUGUUCAGCAGACUUUGAACCUGGUGCCUUGCUAUUCCUCCACCAAGUCAAACUUCUAUACUAAGAUCUUCACAGUUUUCAUGUGGCACAAGUUAAGAAUGUAUACCUUUACUCGCAGAGCCACAGCCCGGCUAGUAAUACAGGUUUGAACUAAUCCCUUUGUGCUGGUCAAUUUGCUCUGUGGUCCUCGAACACACCCUGGACUUGUGAUGACUAAAGGGAUAUUCCAGCGUAAAAUUAAGUUAGGGUCAAACACACCACACACUUGCUUCUAUAUUAACUUUAGUAACGACCGCAGAUAGCAAUACACAGAGCCACGUGCUCAACUCAAAAGCCACUCUACAGCCACAAAUAAUGCUCAGACCAGCACCUAACUUCAUCAACAGUACAUGUAAGGUCCCAGUCAUAGUACUAGCCACCAAAAAUCUUUUUAGCUUUGCCUGAUUCUUUUAGGAAAGAGACUAAACACAACUCACGUCUCUCUCCCAACAGCCGCUUGGUUGUACUGAAACUUCCGGAAUGCAGCGGGGUGACGCAGAUCAUUUCUUUAUCAUUUCCAUGAAGUAAUAAUCAGUUUUUCUGCCUUGGCGUCUCUGUCUGAUUGCAUUUCCAUGAAGUAAUAAUCGCAAAUGUUCUUCCUUGAGCUGCGUCACCCCGCUGUAGUCCGUAUUGGACUGGCCUGAAGUCUCCGUACAAAAAAGCAGCUGCUGGAAGAGAGAUGUGAGUUGUGUUUAGUCUCUUUGCUAAAGAAAUUAGGCAAAGUUAAAAAGACGUGUGGUGGCUAGUGCUAGGACCCUAUAUGUACAGUUGAUGAAGUUAGGUGCUGUUCUAAGAAUUAUUUGUGGCUAUAGGGUGGCUUUUUGGUUGAGCGUGUGGCUCUCUGUAUUGCGAUCUCGGGUCGUUACUAAAGUUGGUAUAACUGGAGAAGCAAGCGGUCGGCAACAUUCAUCUCUCUAGGGAUGUCUAACUCGGUGUUACGGUGUGUCAGACCAUAACUUAAUUUUACGCUGGAAUAUCCCUUUAAGCUUUUAAGGCCAUAGCACCCAGACUAUAUGGUACUUGUGAAACUUUUCUUUCUGUGAGGAGUUUUUUAAUGGUCUUGAACAGAAUGAAAUUGAUAAUGGUGACAAACAUGAUCAACAUCAGUCACUAGGCUGAAAUUGAUACAAACAGAAAGUUCCUUGCAGGAGCUUUAAGCCUUCAUGCUUUGUGGUGUUUGGAUAAUGUUCUUUGGUUAGCAUAUUUUAAAUGUUGUUUGUGAGCUUUGCUUUUUUUUUUUUUUUUUCUUCACUGUUCAUAGCACCAGGUUAUCAUUCAGUACUACAAGUUAUGUAUGCAUUAGCAUAGCUCAGACAGCCAUGGUAGCCGGUAUGCUUUUGCAUCCAAUAAUGUAGUAUUAUCAUAAAUCCCAUUAUGAUUUCAGUCUCUGAAGCACACAGAUACAUUUAUGCACUUACUUUUCCCGUUUUUUUAGGUUUAUGGAGGCUCUUGGCCCAAUGGUUGGACUGAUAUCGAAAGAAAUAGAAGCUAAGACUUCAAUAAUCCGUCAUUUGGCUGCGAUGACCGUAGAGAGCCCAGAAGUAGAUCUGGCUGCAGGUGUAAACUCAAUAAACAAUGUGGGUGCAGAGGUAGGGACUGAUCCAGAGGCCUCAGAGCACCCAGGUGCCUACCACUCUGUGCGCUCCAUGAUCGUGGCAGAGCUGAACCAAGGCCUGGUGGACUUCCACCAACAGACAGACUCUGGUUGUCGGACACUCCUGCGUCUUCAUCGCGCCCUGCUUUGGCUGAAGCUCUUCUUGGAGAAGCUGGCUGAGACACCAGUGACUGGGCGUCUCAAGAGUCCUUCAGAGCUGUGUCGUGAGUCCUACCAAAGCACUCUUUCACUCCACCACACCUGGCUUGUCCGCAGGGCUGCUGAGCUUGCCUUUAUUGCUUUGCCAGAGCGGGGUUACUUCUUCAGGCUGGUGUGUGUGCAGAACCAGGAGGAGCUAAGUGCGGUGCUUACUAGAGUGGUUCAGGCCACUGGAGAGGUUUACGACAGGACGCAGAAAGCCCUGGAGGAAAAUGGCAUGCUGGACUUGCCGUAG